UCAAAAAGAAAAACUCGAAAACGAGAAAAAUGGCGAGCUCCGAUGCUCUCUUGCCAAUCUCCGCCAGAGAAGAAGAGCCAUUAUGUCCCUACACAAGAUUACCCAUGGCCGACCCGAAUCAAGAAACCCAUGGCCGGAGAAGAAGACCCUUUAAAGGUCUCCUCGCCGUCUCAUUUGGUCUUUUGUUUAUCGCCUUUUACGUCGUUCUCAUCGCCACACACGACGGAUCUAGAUCCAACGACGCUGGGAUCCAUGAAACAAAGACGACAACGUCACGUGCACGUCUUGCUGGUGUGUCGGAGAAGAGUAACGAUGGGUUAUGGAAACUUUCCGGUGAUCGGAACACGCCGGCGUUUGAAUGGAACAAUAGUAUGUUGUCGUGGCAACGAACGGCGUUUCAUUUCCAGCCUGAGCAGAAUUGGAUGAACGAUCCUAAUGGUCCAUUGUUCUACAAAGGAUGGUACCAUUUCUUCUACCAAUAUAACCCAAACGCAGCCGUAUGGGGUGACAUUGUUUGGGGCCACGCCGUGUCUAGGGACCUAAUCCAUUGGGUCCAUUUGCCCAUAGCCAUGGUCGCUGAUCAAUGGUACGACUCCAAUGGUGUGUGGACCGGCUCAGCCACAAUCCUCCCUGAUGGCUCUAUAGUCAUGCUCUAUACCGGUUCCACCGACAAAGCCGUGCAGGUCCAAAACCUUGCCUACCCUGAGGACCCCAGCGACCCACUUCUCUUGAAAUGGGUCAAGUUCCCGGGAAAUCCGGUUCUAGUACCUCCGCCCGGUAUUCUCCCUAAGGACUUCCGUGAUCCAACGACUGCGUGGAAGACAUCAGAAGGAAAAUGGCGGAUCACGAUUGGCUCCAAGCUCAACAGAACUGGAAUCUCACUCGUGUACGACACGACCGACUUUAAAACAUACGAGAAACUGGACACUUUGUUGCACCGAGUUCCUAACACCGGAAUGUGGGAGUGUGUUGACUUUUACCCGGUGUCUAAGAUCGCGGACAAUGGGCUCGACACAUCGGUCAAAGGACCGGAUGUGAAGCAUAUCGUGAAGGCUAGCAUGGACGACACCAGGUUCGACCAUUAUGCUGUAGGCACGUAUUUCGAUUCAAACGGAACAUGGAUCCCGGAUGAUCCUACUAUCGAUGUCGGGAUGAGUACUAGUUUAAGAUAUGAUUACGGAAAGUUCUAUGCUUCAAAGACGUUUUACGACCAGAACAAGGGUCGAAGAGUCUUGUGGAGUUGGAUUGGUGAAUCUGAUAGUGAGGCUUCUGAUGUACAAAAGGGUUGGUCGUCUGUUCAGGGUAUCCCAAGAACCGUUGUCCUCGACACAAAGACAGGAAAGAACUUGGUUCAAUGGCCAGUAGAAGAAAUCAAAUCUCUUAGACUAAGCAGCAAGCAAUUCGAUAUCGAGGUCGGUCCUGGGUCAGUGAUACCUGUUGACGUGGGUUCCGCGGCUCAGCUAGACAUCGAAGCAGAAUUCGAGAUCAAGAAAGAAUCUCUCGACAAAAUCCUCGGAAACGCUUCCGUAAUGGCUGAAGCCGAAGAAUUUAGCUGCGAGAAAAGCGGAGGCUCCACCGUCCGUGGUGCUUUAGGGCCAUUUGGAUUCUCGGUUCUCGCUACUGAAAGCUUGUCAGAGCAAACACCGGUUUACUUCUAUGUAGCUAAAGGAAAAGAUUCAGAGCUCAAAACAAUCUUCUGCAUAGACACCUCAAGGUCAUCUGUAGCUAACGAUGUCGUUAAACCGAUAUACGGUAGCGUCGUACCGGUUCUAAAAGGGGAGAAACUGACCAUGAGAAUUUUGGUGGAUCAUUCGAUAGUAGAAGCAUUUGGACAAGGUGGAAGAACAUGUAUAACAUCAAGAGUUUAUCCGACAAGUGCAAUCUAUGGAGCAGCCAAGCUUUUCUUGUUCAAUAAUGCUCUUGAUGCUACUGUUACGGCGUCGUUUAGAGUUUGGCAAAUGAACAGUGCUUUUAUUCAUCCUUACACUGAGGAAGCUUUCCGUGCUCUCACCCCAAUUUCAUUCAGAACCCAAAAGUACGUAAACACCCCUCUCGUUCCUCGCUUAUCUCCUAUAGGAUCCCGUAGUUAUCCUCUACCGUUGAGGGCAGCGACGUCAAUUGAUGAAAUCCCUCCUAAUGCCGUUCGCCGGAAAAUAGACCGGAACUGGAGAGGUGGGUUCAGUCUCGGCGUAGAUUUAGGUUUAUCUCGAACCGGAGUCGCUAUUAGUAAAGGCUACACCGUUAAACCUCUCACGGUUUUGAAAUCUAGAGGACAAAAGCUCGAGACCAGGCUAUUAGAAAUUGCUGAAGAAGAGGAGGUUGAUGAAUUCAUAAUUGGGUUGCCGAGAUCUUCUGACGGGAAAGAAACGAUUCAAUCGAACAAAAUCCGAUCUGUUGCCGGACGUCUCGCUGUUCAAGCCGCCGAGAGGGGUUGGAGGGUUUAUGUAUUUGAUGAACAUGGAACAACAUCUGAAGCUUCAGACAGAAUGAUUGUAAUGGGACUUAGCAAGAGUGAAAGACAGAACGGAUCAGAUGCUUACGCUGCUGUGAUAUUGUUGGAGAGGUAUUUCUCUACACAAGGCUUAGGAGUUGAGAUUAUACUUCCCAAGAGUUUAGAGCUUCAAGCGAAGAUCAAGAACGGUGCACCUGUUGACCCCGACUUUAAUCCGGAAAACCUCGAAGAAUCUACGUACCAUUUUCAGAAGUACCCAUUGAGACGUCUACAGCUAAGUUCCCGUUCAAACUCAGAUAUCAAAGAUUCAUCAAACACAAGGGGAUUGAAUUGUUUUUCGAAAAGGGAAGGUUGUUGUUCCAGAGCAGAAUCAAACACGUGGAAGAGGAUCUUAUCCGCAGCAAUGGCGGCUGCGGUCAUAGCCUCGAGCUCCGGCGUUCCGGCCAUGGCAGAGCUUAACAGGUUCGAGGCCGAUACACGUGGCGAGUUUGGGAUUGGCUCGGCUGCUCAGUACGGUUCUGCUGAUCUCAGCAAAACAGUUCACUCCAAUGAAAAUUUCAGAAGAGCCAACUUUACUUCUGCAGACAUGAGAGAAUCUGAUUUCAGCGGUUCGACCUUCAAUGGUGCCUAUCUUGAGAAAGCAGUUGCCUACAAAGCUAACUUCUCAGGAGCUGAUUUGAGUGAUACAUUGAUGGACCGUAUGGUGCUAAAUGAGGCGAAUCUGACAAAUGCAGUGCUGGUCCGAUCGGUUCUAACCCGAAGUGACCUCGGUGGUGCCAAAAUCGAAGGUGCCGAUUUUAGUGACGCUGUGAUUGAUCUUCUUCAAAAACAGGCUCUGUGUAAGUACGCAAACGGGACAAACCCAUUGACCGGAGUGGACACGAGGAAGAGUCUUGGCUGCGGAAAUAGCCGGAGAAAUGCAUAUGGCUCGCCUUCUUCUCCUCUUCUCAGUGCACCGCCUCAACGUCUGCUCGGCCGUGAUGGAUUCUGCGAUGAAAAGACCGGUCUCUGUGAUGCCAAGUAGUUCAAAGAUGUUACAAAAUCAUGUAUGGUUACAAUGCUGAUAUAUCUUAUAAUAUGUUGUGCGACAGUAAUCAUGUAAUGUAUGUUUAUAGGAGUAUUGAAUUGUAA
Arabidopsis arenosa is the source of this 3583-nucleotide messenger RNA. Lineage: Eukaryota; Viridiplantae; Streptophyta; Magnoliopsida; Brassicales; Brassicaceae. The record is from the annotation of a GenBank genome assembly.